CCGUGAAAAAUUGCGCCAGUGUGAUUUUUGAAAACAUUCACCACCAUCAUUUCUAAAUCUCGUGCUUGCGUAAGAUCCAACUUUCUAGUCUUUUACUUAUAGUUUAAGAGUGUCAUUUAGGAGUUAAAGCUUAAAGAUUUGUGGAUAUUGAGUUUUAUGAUGUCGGAUCCUACCGCACAAGACACAGGAGACUUGCUAGAUUUGUCACCAGACGUGGAGGGUCAAGACGAUGUCUCUUCGACUACACCAUCUUUUGUUGACUCCGCAAAAGACGAAUCUUCGCAAGAAGGUGAAAACGUGCCCGAUGAAAAAGAGGAAACGCCAGCUGUCGAAGAUUUAGUAUCAGCUAAAGUAGAAUCUGAAGAAAAACCCGAAGAACCAACCACGAAGGAGCUAACAAGUUGGCCGGCAAGAUGGAUGAAAGAAAACGGCGUGGAUCAACGAGUUAUUGACCUGAUCUACUGGCGUUGUCUGAAGAAAACAGGAAUAAUGGUUGCCAUUAUUUUGGUUUUUUUAUUCUCUCUGACCGUGUAUACAUUCCUCAGUGUUGUGACCUUCUUCUCCAUGGCGCUUUUAACAGUGUCCCUGCUGUAUAGGGUUGGUAUGACAGUUAUGGGUGCUAUCCAGAAAAGUGGAACUGAGAAUCCCUUCAAAACUGCUCUUGAGGGAGACAUGGAUAUCCCUAAGGAAAAGGCUGUGGAGUUUGUAGAGGCCGGUAUCGAUCACCUCAACUGUUAUUCCAAGGAACUGAGGCGACUCUUCUUAGUGGAGGAUAUUGUUGACUCCAUCAAGUUUGGACUUUUGUUGUGGGUUUUAUCCUAUGUAGGAGCUUGGUUCAGUGCCUUAACUCUCAUUAUUGUUGGUGUCAGUGUUGUUUUCUCUGUACCUCGCUUGUAUGAAGAUCAUCAGGAGAAGGUCGAUGAGUAUGUCAGAUUGGCUCGUACCCAAGUUGGAGCUAUUAUUGAAAAGGCCAAGUCUAAGCUGCCUGCUAAACUGCAAAAGCAGAAAGCUUCAUAAACAGCAAAACUCCAGUCAUGGAAUUCAAAUAAUUCCAAAAUCAGAUCUGAUUUUCCAUUGUAAUUCUCCAAUUGCCUGCCUUUCCCCUUAUAUUGUGUGUGGAUUUUACAUGAGUGUCGGAGAAAGUUGAAAUCUGUUGGAAUUUUGUUUGACACCCUUUACUACGGCAUUGGUAGCAGUCCUUGGUUUUCUUUAUACCGAAAUGGCUUCACUUAAGAGAUCCUGAAGUCGAAGACAGUGUUGAUGUGAAAUCGUCUUUGAGAGCUUCACUGUCUCAACUGCUGUGGUUUAAGCUGCAUGAGGUGAUUCAUUAAAAGCAUGGCCAUUUCCCCCCACAUGUAAUCAGAAUUCUUUGUCUGUGAGUGACACUCAAUUGAAAUGAUUGCAGUAAUGAAGUAGAAAGCAUUUUACAGAAGCUGUUUUUGAAAAUUGAUGUUAUUUCAAGAUUUUCUAGACUGCAAAAUGGUUCAUAUGGAUCAGUCUAGUAUGUCUGAUGAAAAUACAUGUAUUAAUGGGUUCAUUUGGGUUGGUUGAGUGAAAGAAAGUGUGAAAACCUUUUUCUAAGGUUAAAUGGGUGUUUUCAUUUUGUAUUUUGUUCUCUGAAAGAUUGUUCUUGUUUUUGAGAAAUGUGUUGAUAUUGAAAUUUGUGAAAGCUGUAGUUUGAAACAGAGUCCUAAGAUCACAAGUUUGUUGAAUGUUAGCAGUUUUACCUUGUUUAAAAAUGAAAUAAGCAGUUUAGCUCUACACAUUGGGGUAGUGGGCUGAUUGGGGGGGGGGCCAUUAAGACUGAACUAAAGUAAUGAUAUUUAACCUAAAUAUUUAUCUGUGCUUCUCAGAGGGUAGCCUUUGUUGUUCUUUGUCGUUCUUUGUUGUAAUUAUGCAAAUUUUGUAUCUGAUCAUCUUCGCAGUUGAUAUUGGACUUAUCACUCAGCAAAGUUACUUAUUGGCCUCUUUGAAAAUAACCUAAAUGAAGUUGAUCAGAGUGCUAUCGAUUUUUUUUAGGUUUUGUUUUGUUUAAUUGAUGUCAUUUGAAAUAACUAUUGUGAUAUCUGUACGAGACUGAAAUUACACUCGCUGUAUAAAGGUUCAAUCAGCCAAACGUGUAGGAUUAGAGAGGGACAUGAUCUUUGCGUGCUUUUCAGAUAUACCCAGUUGUAUCACUAGAGCUGUAAUUCUUGUGGCCAGCGAUCUCACUUUACUUGAACGCGCGCAAAACAACUCAACGUGGAAGGAGUGAUUACAAAACUAUUGCGCUGGCCAAAACGAUCGCGGCUCGAGGAACGUCAUUCGUAGAAUGAGACCUCGUGUUGUGAAAACCUUGUAACUUACCUUGUAUGCAGUAAUAAAAGAAGUCGAACAUUGCGA
Messenger RNA from Stylophora pistillata, 2382 nucleotides. RefSeq names its product reticulon-1-A. NCBI's taxonomy places the organism in Eukaryota, Metazoa, Cnidaria, Anthozoa, Scleractinia, Pocilloporidae. Gene Ontology annotation, cellular component: endoplasmic reticulum membrane; axon. The record is from RefSeq and is a predicted model, not a curated record.